AUGUCUCCCAGCAUCCAUAAUUAUGUUACUGAAUUUUUGCACCCCCCUCCAAAAGAUGUCAGCAUCCUACUGUCCUUGUUCUCCUGGAGAAAUCCCGUAGUUCAGACCAGUGGAACAUACCAAACGAUCACUGUGUUGUCAAAUGCAAAAAUGUCAUGUCCGAAUAACAUAGCGCCCGGUAACUUCCUGAUGGAUUCCUUAAUGGGAGGAUCAUCUUCCUUCAGGGGUGAGGGUUAUUCCAGCAACCCCGGAAUGUACAUCCACACAGCUGCAGAGUACGGAUAUUCAGUGAUGAGAAACAUUGGGAAGGUUGGACCAUCUUCACUCUCCAAAAGAGACGAGGUUCCUGCGGGCGGUCUGCCGCUCAGCGGCUUCCAGGAUGCGCCCUACCUGUCAACACAGCUGGCCACAUGGACCCCAGGCUCCAAAACCAGUAGGGACGAACAACCUGUUGCCCAGUGUUUACAACCAUGCUCGUUUCCAGCGGGUAACGUCAAAGAGGAGGCGUUUUGUUGCCUCUAUCAGGAUGACAGCAAUAGGGGGAAACAGACAACAGAGUCGGCCACUUACAUCCGGCUUGGGGACAAUAGCUGCCGGCCGGAGCAAACUGCCGCCUCGUCCAGCGGCUGUUUCCAGGUGUACAACGGAGAGAGGCCGCAGCAGGAUGGCCAGCAGUUCCCCUCCGGCUUCCCUCUGACCCACUUGGCGACAUCUGUUGAAUCAGCAGCAGAAUCGACAAUAAAUUGCAGCAAAUCAGCGCAAGAGACCGCGAGAGAGCUUCCAAAGACAGAUGAGAGUCAGAGCAGGAAGGAAGAGAAGGCCAAGAGUGACAGCUGUUCAGAUAACUCGGACGCAGAAUUAAAAGAUGAUCUAUCCGCGGAAAAGACAACGGGAAGCUGGUUAAAAGCCAAAAGUGGAAGGAAGAAGCGGUGUCCCUACACAAAGCACCAGACGCUGGAGCUGGAGAAGGAGUUCUUGUUCAACAUGUAUCUGUCUCGGGAGCGCCGCCUGGAGAUCAGCCGGAGUAUCAACCUGACCGACAGACAGGUCAAGAUCUGGUUCCAAAACAGACGCAUGAAGCUCAAGAAGCUCAACAGGGAGAACCGCGAAAGGGAGCAGAGUGUAGUUUACAACUACUCCUGAGAUUUC
Molecule: messenger RNA, 1149 nt
Organism: Seriola aureovittata
Lineage: Eukaryota; Metazoa; Chordata; Actinopteri; Carangiformes; Carangidae
Gene: hoxc10a
Product: homeobox C10a
Biological process (GO): regulation of transcription by RNA polymerase II
Cellular component (GO): nucleus
Molecular function (GO): DNA-binding transcription factor activity, RNA polymerase II-specific; RNA polymerase II cis-regulatory region sequence-specific DNA binding
Source: RefSeq, a predicted model, not a curated record